Molecule: messenger RNA, 975 nt
Organism: Dentiscutata heterogama
Lineage: Eukaryota; Fungi; Glomeromycota; Glomeromycetes; Diversisporales; Gigasporaceae
Source: the annotation of a GenBank genome assembly
AUGACUUUAAUUUAUACCCAAUCUCAUGUUAUUCGUCCAUUAGACCGCGCUUGUACAGAAAACUUUAAUAUUCCCCCGCGGUCGUCUUCUGCUUCCCCUGAAAAAAAGUCUUCUGAAAUUAUCCCUCGCAUGUGUUCUGCUACUCCGCCUUCUACAUCUGCUUAUAAUGACAAGAUGUAUGAUCUACCAAGUAUAGUUGCUCCUUGUCCCAAGAAAGCUUUGUAUGCAUAUGCUGGUCACUUGUCCAACAAUAAUUUCGCCCCUGUUUCUCCUCAAGCUGAGAAUCCUUGGGGACUUUCCUCUGUUCAAGAAGAUAUGGAAGAAGAUCAUUUAAUUCUUGAUAAUGCUGUUGACCUUUUUGAAGCAAUGUCUGAUGAUGCUCUUGCUUGUGCUGAACUUUUAGAAAUAAUGGGUAAUUCAAGUUGCGGCUCUAGUAGCCCUGUUUCUCAACCUGCUUCUCCGGACAAUGUUCAUAGAGUUAACUCUACAUCUCCUAUUAUUAAAGCUGAUCAAGAUGAUAAAAAAGACAUUGCUAAUGAAAAUGGUCAUAAUUCCAUUCCUUAUUCUGGUGCCAUUGAGAUUGAUCGUAUGAAGCAGAAACCUGAGUCUCGUCCAAUGCGAUUGCCUGUUGAUAACUUUCAUUUGAUUCUUGGUUCUUCUCCAAUUACUCGCGCUCAUAAUCCAUUACCUAUGGAUUCUCAUUUUUCCCCAAGCAAACGUCAUCACCAUCAUCAAGCUCAACCUUACCCUUCUCGUCCUGCUCUUCAUCAAGCCGCUAAUAUUCAAAAAAGAUUAUGUGAUACUGUCUCUAAUGUUCAAGUCGGUGGUGGUUCUCUUGACGAUUCCGUUCAACCUCCUCUUUCAAAAGCUUCUAAAGCUGCAAUUUUAUUGCGUAUAUCUGAAGGUGGUCGACGUAGGUCUUUAUCUGUUGGAAGUGCCGGGUUAAAACCUGGUAAACUUAUUAAUCGUGUGUAA